AUGAAUGGAAUCCGCAAGGGUAUUACACGACGAAGAGGCGCCUGUGAGCCGUGCAAGGCGCGAAAGACUCGCUGUGAUGGCGGAAAUCCUUGCAUGCACUGUCGGAGCAGCUCCCAGAGAAAGGAUAGCUCGUGCACCUAUUUACGAGGGCCGGCAUCAACAAGGUCCAUCUCCACGCCUUCGCAGCUCACUCCUGCCUUGUGUUUAUUUGAGCGUGACGCGGAUCUGUCGUUACGGCAGUCAAUCAGCCCCCAGGAAUGGUUGGAGACAGUUGCUCCGGGGGCUCUAGACCUGCCCUGUUGGGACCUUCCCGAUAUAUCUUGCAACCCUUGCCCGGACUGGUCAGCCGAUGGCUCGAUGCCUGGAGGUCAAUCCGAAUCCGAGUCGAGCCCUGCUACUCUUCCUCCCCAUUACGGUGACCCAUCAAUGACCCGGUCGGAUCACGAGCAAGGGGGUGACAGAACCUUUUCUAUCCAUAUGCUGCAAAAGGAGUUUCAAACUCGCCAAGUAACAUUGGGCUUCGACAUUCCUUCGCUUUAUUCCUCCCUCCCUCUGGUCGAGAGUGAUCCGCCACGUGACGAAAACAUAAAACGAGCUGUAGAGCUUCUCAACUGCGACAUUGUAGGGGGUGACAAAACAUGCUAUAUAUUGCCCGACUGUCACAAAUCAACACUGGGGCCGAUGCUCGACAGUGAACCCCGAAUCAGUAGCUACAUCCAAGCAUGUUUUGAAUCACCCGGUGCCGGUGUCAAUAUGUUCCUGAGUAUGGCAAGUGCCCAGGAGUGCGUGGACGCUGUGCUGAGGUCCGACUGCUCAAAUCGAGCCACAGUGGUGGUAGCCUAUGCUGUCCUGGCGCUGGGAUGCUACCUUGUAAGCAUACAAUCGGGUAUUAGGAGUGCCGUUGAAGGCAUAACACGGGCCACCGGAUAUUUUCGUCGCGCGUUGUCUGAACUGAAUUGUCUUUCCAUGGAUAAUGCGACUGUCCGGGGGCUUCAGGGAAUUUUGAUCAUGGUCAUCUUCGCCGACAAGUCCGCUCAUCACUCCAAGUCCCGUCUUGUUAGCCUCGGUGUCCAGUGCGUGCAAGAUUUGGGACUUCACAGCUCUCGACGUCUGCGACAACUUUCCACCGGGACCGACGAAGAACGAUUGCUCAAGAAUGCCUUUUGGGCUCUCUAUGCUAUUGAAAAGGCCGAUGCGGUCGGCACGGGUCGCGGUUCGAUUAUGUGCGACAAGCACACCGACCAUUCGCCCAGCGAUGCGCUUCAGCACCCAGAUGAAGCGCGGUUGACGCUUCAAUGCUUGUACGGGCGCCUCUGCGAUCGUGUAAUAGAUUCGCUCUUUAGCCAGGCAGCCCUCCGAGUGACACGAGCUGACAUGUGUCGUCAAAUCGAAGAUGCAUAUUGUCUGGUUCAAGCAUGGUUGGGUAUCUUCCAGACAUAUAACAAUUCGCUCAAUACGCCUGCAGGACGCUUCUCCUGCCUUGGAGAGCAGGCGGAGGCCGAGACCCAUUUGAGCUCUUACUUCCUUAUCUUCCUAAUUCACGGAAAAUGGCUCCAUCUGGCCCAGCAGGGACUGGAUCCUGAGGAGGCAGAGGCCUAUGAGCGAAGUGAAACACGAUGUCUCGCAGCUGCUCGAUCGGUUUUAGAACAAUGCAGCCAGCAGACCCAUGUUCAGAUGCUGGCGAACAUGAGGUUUCGUUCGCUUCCCAAAAUCGCGGCAUGUAUUCUCAUUCUUACGGGGCAGUCAUGCGACCGAUCGGAUGAGCAGAAGAUGUACCUGAACAUGGCGUGUGGGUUUUAUAGUCGUCUUGCCAUCUUCAUACCAGUUCAGUUAAGUCCACUAAUAGAAAUGGUGGAUUGGAUGGAUACACAUACAUGGCAAUGA
This is a messenger RNA of Aspergillus niger, 1884 nucleotides long. RefSeq lists its product as uncharacterized. The transcript has 11 exons. Gene Ontology annotation, molecular function: DNA binding; zinc ion binding; DNA-binding transcription factor activity, RNA polymerase II-specific. Gene Ontology annotation, biological process: DNA-templated transcription; regulation of DNA-templated transcription. Lineage: Eukaryota; Fungi; Ascomycota; Eurotiomycetes; Eurotiales; Aspergillaceae. The coding region runs from base 1 to 1884 and encodes 627 amino acids. The record is from RefSeq and is a predicted model, not a curated record.